Molecule: messenger RNA, 2399 nt
Organism: Hydra vulgaris (swiftwater hydra)
Lineage: Eukaryota; Metazoa; Cnidaria; Hydrozoa; Anthoathecata; Hydridae
Source: RefSeq, a predicted model, not a curated record
GAUGUCCACAUAUACAUGGAGGAAAAAAAAUUUCUUCCGAUUUUAGUGCACAUAGGCUCAUUUUGUUCGUUUUUCAAUAUUUAGUCAUGUUUCCAAAAAGAUCCCUAAUCAAUUAAUAUUUAGGGGUUGCUCAAUGGCCCCAAAGGUUUUUCAAUAUGCAUCAGCAUUGGGUUACCCGCGAGUCCGCGAUAAAAUUGUAACAACAGAAAAUAAUCUGUCCAUUUGACCAAUCUUUAUGAUAAGGUUACUGACUGUAAAGCACCAUUGCAUUUGCAUUACUUAUUUAUUUAGUGUUUUUAGAAUUUAGAUAUUCUAUGAUGAUGUCAUUGUCAAUGUAGCAAAUGAGAAUUAUUUCAGCAAACUUGUGAAUUUAUACAGAAUUUAUUUAAUACAUUGAUGUAAACUCUCAAUAAAGACUGUUGCUGAAAAUGGCUGCAAAGUCAAACGCUGUACCACUGACACGCACUCGAACUGCUGUUUGGCUGAUUGGUCAACCUGAAAAGGACCUACCGAGUAAUGUCCUUCCGACAACGGGCGAUGUUCUUCGUACAUUUUUCCAUUACCACAAAACAAUAAAACAGACAGUAUCUGCCAGUGCAAAGUCAACCUCAUCUGAUUUGGUAAAAAUUUGGAGCAAGGCACGGAUACCAAUGGUGUAGAUUUGGAGAAAAUCUUGGGAAUUGUCAAGCUUCCAGCGGGCACUGGGGUAGCACAAGCCAAGGCAACAUUCCAGUUGGCCAAAAUAUGGGAUGUUGAUAGUGAAAUCGUUGGCAUGUGCUUUGACACCACAGCUUCGAAUACGGGCUCCAAAAAUGGUGCAUGUGUCUUGCUGGAACAACUAAUUGGGAGAAACCUUCUAUACUUAGCUUGUCGACACCACGUGCAUGAAGUGAUUAUUGGUGAAGUGUUCACAGUUUUGCUUGGCCCAAGCCGUGGCCCAAACAUUGCUCUAUUUGAACGUUUUCAGCAGUCUUGGCCAACUAUUGACCAAAUGAACUUUGUUCCACUUGAUGAUACGCGACUUACAGUUCCACAGCUGCAACAACUCAGAGCAGAAUUUGGUCCUUUCUUGCUGUCUUUUCUGUCAGGUCAAACGUCAUAUCUACCACGAGAGGACUACAAGGAAAUGAUUGAACUUUGCCUCUUGAUAUUGGGUUUCACACUACCAAGCCAUCCAGCUGGUGGAAAGCCAUAUCAUUUCAGACAGCCGGGUGCCUACCAUAUGGCAAGAUGGAUGGCAAAGGUCAUAUAUUGCAUGAAGAUUUUCCUGUUCAGGAAUGAAUUCAAACUGACUUCAACUGAGGUGAAAAACCUGUCUGAAUUUUGCAUUUUUGCAGCUCACAUUUAUGUACCAGCUUGGAUUGCUUGUCCAGUGGCAAGUGAUGCACCAUUGAAUGAUUUGAUGCUGUUUCAGAGAAUAAAAAGAUAUGCUGAGGUACACAAGAUUGUUUCACAAGCAGCUUUGAAGAAAUUGCAGAAUCACAUGUGGUAUCUUGGAACAGAAAUGGUUCCUCUUUCACUGUUCUCCAGCAAAGUAUCUGAUGAAGAAAAGAAGUUGAUUGCGGAAGCCAUGAUCCUCAGUGGAGAUGAUUGGAGUGUCAGGGGAAACAAGUUUCCAGUAUCAAAAUGUAAUGAGUUGGAGAAAAAGCAACUACAUGAACUGGUAACAUCAUCAUCAACAGCUGCAUUGCAGUCACUUGGACUUGACAUAACUACCUUGUCAGGACUUGAGCCCCCGAGUUGGGAAGAAAGUGCUUCAUUUCGAAAAACCAAAGCUGUUGUUGCUUCUCUCAAGGUUAUCAAUGAUACUGCCGAGCGCUCUAUUGCACUGAUGAGUUCUUUAAACCAGUCAAUAACAAAGACAGAGUCUGAAAUGCAGAAACUCCUCCAAGUUGUUGAGGACAACAGGAAGCGCAUUCCAGAUUACCGGAAAAGCACCCUGAUGGCAUAUGCCCCUCGGUAGACGUCGCAAGCUUGAAAACUGAAAUAAGUUGAACUUUGAACACGUGAACAAUAAAUGAGCAUGCAAUAAAAAUCUGAACGAACAUGUUUAAAAAUUGCUGUUAAUUUCUUUGAUAUUAAUUUUGAUAAAUUAAAAAUUGUUAAUGUGUGACUGAUUGUGUCUGCACUGUCUGUGUCAUAACCAGUAUGUCUUUUUGAAAUGAAUAGUAAUGUAUCUAUCACAUUUUAUCAUCUUGUGAUUCUAGUUUGAAGAUUUCAGUCAAAAAAGUGCAGCCGCGGCAAGUUUAUCUGUACUGUUAAACUUCACCUCCAUUGAGCAACUUGUAAAUAUCAAAAUAUAAAUGCCAAAAUUUGCAUAAAAGUUAGUUUCCAUCAAAGGAACAAAAUGAGAUACUGUGCUAGGUUGAAUUCAAAAAUUUUUUUUUUUGGACAUACCU